Molecule: messenger RNA, 3230 nt
Organism: Rhodofomes roseus
Lineage: Eukaryota; Fungi; Basidiomycota; Agaricomycetes; Polyporales; Fomitopsidaceae
Product: chloride channel
Exons: 15
Coding region: 195-2990 (931 amino acids)
Biological process (GO): transmembrane transport; chloride transport
Cellular component (GO): Golgi apparatus; membrane; early endosome
Molecular function (GO): voltage-gated chloride channel activity
Source: RefSeq, a predicted model, not a curated record
ACGAGACACGCUCGGGGGGACGGUCGCGACGGUGCUGGAUGCGGACGGAACCUCGUUUGAGUCGCUUCGGCCGACCCUCCGCCUUCCUUCGUCGCACCCACUCACAACGACUCUGACGGCCCACACAACAAGCUCGCUCCCGACCACUACGACUCUACAAUCCCCGGAAGGCAGGCCGUCGUUCACUACCCGCGAUGCCCACUCGGGUGAGCUCCGCUGCUGCAUUGUCGGCCACGAACGAAGAGGGGGUUCCCGUCGGCCCUCACGGUGCACCCUCCGACCCUGCCUGGCGUCGUCAGCGGCUGCUCCGCAUUGGGAACGAAGCUUCCGAGUUGGGUGAGACGUCUGCCUUGCGUCCACCUGGUCCAAUUCGCGCGACUUCGUAUGGAACCGUCACUGCUUAUAGCAGGGCCAAGGCCAAAUCGAGCUUCGCGGCUCGUCGAGGAUUGAGCACCAUACCCAAGAUACGUAUACCCUUGUACUCCGAGUCUACCCCCGUCUCCCCCCGCUCCGCGUUCUCGUACAAGGAUUCCUACUUCGCCGGCCAGCGCCCGAUCUCCGCGUAUGAUAAACCUCCCGAGAGCGAGGCUGAUUCUCCGGACGGUAAUGCGGACGUCAAGACGAAUGGAAUCCGAGUGUGGUACUCAUCCUUCACGUCCAUCGACUGGUUGCACGAUGCGAUCAAGGACCAAGCGCGCCAGGCACGUAUCCGGAAGCGCAAGUCGAAGCGAGGGCGCAUUAUACGUCAGCUGGACAGGAGCAUAGGAUGGAUCAUCGUUACUAUUGUAGGCUUCUUGACGGCAAUUGUCGCGUUCAGCGUCGUACGGGGCGAACAGUGGCUGUUCGACAUCAAGGAGGGGUACUGUCGGGGCGCUUGGACGAAGGCCAAGCGGUUUUGUUGUAGGGUAGAGGACGACACACUAUUCAGUACGCCGGCGCCAUUGUUCCUCACGCUCAAUGUGGAGGAGGACUGCGAUGCGUGGCGCUCGUGGGCCAGCGUCUUCGGGGAUCUGAUUGAGAAGAACGGUGAAUGGAUGGGGCUCAAAGCCGAGAUGUCCCAAUACAUUGCCUAUGCAGUCAUUGCGCUAACCUGGGCAGUGUUGUCGGCGUUGCUGACCAUUCACCUCACUUCGUCGAAUUCGUUCAUCACACGGAAGGACUCCGGAGUACUUGCGCCAGACUUCGCAGAUGCCGACGAAGACCAGAAAGCUGCAGCUGUUCCCGCCGGGGAGCCGAAACGCAAGGUUAUGUACUACGCUGCAGGCAGCGGGAUCCCAGAGAUCAAGACGAUCCUGUCGGGCUUUGUCAUACACGGCUAUCUUGGUGCCAGGACUCUAUUCACGAAGUCAAUCGGCCUGGCGCUCUCCGUCGCGUCCGGUCUUUCUCUCGGUAAGGAGGGCCCCUUCGUGCACAUCGCCUCUUGCAUCGGCAACAUCGUCAGUCGGUUCUUCAGCAAAUAUGAGACCAACGAAGGCAAACGGCGGGAGAUUCUCAGUGCUGCGUGUGCUGCAGGAGUAGCUGUAGCCUUCGGUGCUCCCAUCGGCGGUGUCCUGUUUAGCUUGGAAGAAGUUUCGUAUUUCUUCCCGGCGAAGGUUAUGUGGAGAAGUUUCUUCUGCGCCAUGGUGGCUGCGAUGACGCUCAAGUUUCUCGACCCCUUCGGCAGCGGCAAGCUUGUGUUGUUCCAGGUCACCUACGACAAGGACUGGCAUGCAUAUGAGCUGGUCUUCUUCCUUAUGCUCGGUGUAUUCGGUGGUGUCUAUGGUGCAUGGUUCUCAAGGCUGAACUUCCGCUGGAGUCGCGAUGUCCGCAACGCUACGUGGCUCAAGACACACCCCGUCGCGGAAGUCUUCCUGGUGACCCUCGCCACCACUGUCCUCUCGUUCGUGAACCCUUACACCCGGAUGGGGGGCACUGAGCUUGUGUACAACCUCUUCGCGGAGUGCCGCACCGGCAGCACGAACACCCACCUAGGACUAUGCGUUCUGAACCCUCCAGAGCAGGCCAUGGCUGUCAUCCAAUCCAUCUUCGUUGCGCUGGUCAUCAAGGGCGCGCUCACCAUCAUCACGUUCGGGAUUAAGGUCCCCGCGGGUAUCUUCGUUCCGUCACUCGCUGUCGGAGCAUGUGCUGGCCGUAUUCUGGGUAUCCUCGUGCAGUGGUGGCAGUUCUCGCGUCCGGAUAGCGCAAUAUUCGCAAGCUGCAAGGGCGAUCUUAACUGUGUCAUCCCGGGAUUGUACGCCAUGGUUGGAGCUGCUGCAAGUUUGUCAGGUGUGACGCGUACGACCGUGUCACUAGCGGUCAUCAUGUUCGAGCUGACGGACACACUGACCUAUGCUGUUCCCGUCAUGUUCUCGGUUCUGGUAGCGAAGACGGUGGCAGAUGCCCUUGAGCCCAAGGGUAUCUAUGAUCUGUGCAUUGACCUCUCAGAGCUGCCGUACUUGGAUGCAAAACAUGAGUACGUGUGGGCAAAGCUGCAGAUUGACGACGUCACCGACCGCGACGUCGACGUCAUUCGUGUUGACCGAGAGAACACAGUUAAGAGCUUGAGGGACCAGCUGCAAGGGCUCAUCGUGACAGGGAAUUCCGACGGUGGUUUCCCGAUCGUGAGGAGCGACGAUGGCGGGCUGCGCAUGGUUGGUUACAUAGGAGCUAGCGAGUUGGAGCACGCUCUGAGCAUCGCCGCCGAUGAAGCAGAUCAACCGGUCAAGUUCUCAAACUCUGGCCUUUACGGGCACGGCGGCGCGAUGACGUCUUCGAUGUCAUCGUUGGAAGCCGGAUCCACCAUGGGCGUUGUCGAUCCUUUCGACUUCUCCCCGUACAUGGAUCAGGCACCGCUGACGGUUCAAUCCAACUCGCCUCUGGAGCUCGUUCAACAGUUCUUCGUCAAGCUCGGUGCUCGCUAUAUUGUCGUCAUCGAUGCCGACGGGUAUUACGAGGGCGUCAUCGAUAAGAAGGCGUGGCUCACCUUCCUGUCGCAGCUGCAAGAGCACUGAUUCCGGAGGAGGGCGGUCGGUCACUCAUGUUUUCCUCACAGGAUGUUCUACGAUGGGGAUUUGGAUCAAGGCUCACACUCAUCGCAUAUCGUUCACACCCGCAUUCCUCGUCACACACACUAUCACACAAACCGCAAUCCGUAUUCUAUUGCAUCGCUCAACUCUCGGCAACGUCCCAGGAUGUACUGUACCAGUCUCCCAUAGUUUUAUGACAAUUGACUCGCAUUAUUUGAUCCACUA